Molecule: messenger RNA, 696 nt
Organism: Candidozyma haemuli
Lineage: Eukaryota; Fungi; Ascomycota; Pichiomycetes; Serinales; Metschnikowiaceae
Gene: CUP9
Product: transcription factor CUP9
Exons: 1
Coding region: 1-696 (231 amino acids)
Biological process (GO): regulation of DNA-templated transcription
Molecular function (GO): DNA binding
Source: RefSeq, a predicted model, not a curated record
AUGAUGAACAACAGAGUUACCUUGCCUCCAAUCUCGGAUAUCUUCACCAAUAAGAACGUUGGCGCCAUCCCACAACAACCUCCUAUGGCUCCUUACCAGCGCCCAGUGGCUGCUGCUCCUCACGUUCCACCACCACCUCCUCAUCACCAGCACACUUCCCCAUACCCAGCCAUGCCUGUCUACCUGUACCAGUACAUGUACAACUCGCCACCACUGUACCACCACACACCUUAUGGUAGCGCUUCUUACACUCCAUACGCUAGUGUGGGCGCUCCAUCAGGUACGCCGCAAACUGAAGGUGCUGCCGCUGCUGCUGCUGCCGCUGGUGGUGCCGCUGGCUCUAACCCACAAGGCUCGUUGCCUCUUUUGCAUAGACAACUGACCAGCAGCGACCGUCGUCCACUGGUGGCGCUGCCAACGUCGCCAGGCCUGCCACUGUCAAAGUCUCUGACUCCAGAGGCCAGUGGUUUGUCUACGCGGGCAAGAACCAGAAACAACUUGCCUAAAGAAACCACGUAUAUUUUGUUGAAGUGGUUGAAUGAUCACUUGAACCAUCCAUACCCCAACUCGUUUGAAAAGACCCAAUUGAUGAUGACCACGGGGCUUAACCAACAGCAGUUGAGCAACUGGUUUAUCAAUGCCAGAAGAAGAAAGAUUAAGGUGUUGCGCCAGAAACAGAAACUGGCCUCUGCAUAA